Messenger RNA from Encephalitozoon intestinalis ATCC 50506, 1011 nucleotides. Its product is annotated as clathrin coat assembly protein. NCBI's taxonomy places the organism in Eukaryota, Fungi, Microsporidia, Unikaryonidae. The record is from RefSeq and is a predicted model, not a curated record. Bases 1 to 1011 code for a protein of 336 amino acids. The transcript has a single exon.
AUGAUAGAGGAGAUAUUUAUAGUUGGAGAAGGGGACCGAGUCUUGUACGGAGAUCCUAGCAGAUAUAAGAAAGAGGCCCGAUAUCCUGUGGAUGAUGUUGGAGGAGCUCGGAUGGUGCAAGUGGGGAUGAAUGAUGUCAAGAUAGGAAUCUUACACAGCCUUGGAUGUGACUUCUCGGUGCUAGAAUACAUCCAAAGGCUAUGCAAGAAACUCGAGAAGAAGUUAGGGGAGAUUAAUGAGAAGAACGUUCUAGAGAAUUAUUUUAGUCUGCUUAGGAUAAUAAAUAAGCAGGAGAGUGUUGUAUUAUUUGAUGGUGGAAAGAAACUUAUUCCGUCUAUAACCAGUAACAAUGUAUAUCUCGAUGUGUCUGAGGAUCUGAGUGCCAUAAUCGAGAAGGAAAAGACAAUCCUGAACAGAAUUGAUGGAAGGUGCUACUUGAAUGCAUCAUUUGGGGAGGAAAGAACUGUGGAGUUUGAUGUUUGUAGCCUGAAACCAUGUACAAUUGCCUACAAGAACUACCAGCAAGUUUCUGAGGGGCUUGAAGGUAUAAGAGUGAGUGCAAAGGUCCAGGGAAGUAAACUCGAAGCAGUUAGGUAUUGGUCUUCGGAUGCAAAAGAUCCUCUUGUGAUGAUUAGCAAGAUUGAUGGAGGGUACAUUCUAAGCUGUCCAAGUCCUACAAGAUUUGACAGGCUCGAAGUGUGUUUCCCGAUUCCAAAAAUGGCAUCUAAGGUUGUGAAGAGCCAUAGGUCGGGAAAAAGCAUCUAUGACGAAGAGAAUGAUUUACUAAGAUGGACUUUCACAAAGCAGGUUAUAAGAAGAGAAAGGAUAGAUUAUCGGGUGGAUCUGUUUGAGGAAUAUGAGGAUCUGCGGCCUAUAAUGGUGAACUUCUACAUAAAGGAGUGGAAGGAUUCAAAAGUAAGAGUGGAAAGGGCUGAAUGUGUUGAAAAUCCAGGGGUGUGUUUUUGGAUUAGAUACAGCAUGGCGAGUGGGAGGUAUGAGAUAAGAAGAUAG